GGGGAGGGGGUGGUGCACGGCGUAAUAAAAAGCAAAGUCUAGAGUGGAAAGGAGACUACGCAGCACAAAAGCAGUGGAGUAGAAAAGUGGGCUUGAUAUUUCUAGAGCUGCUUCUAAAGGAAUCGAGGGGGAGCCUUGCGGAGACUGAGGGCAGAGUGGGGGCCGCAGGCGAGAGGCGGAUUCUCAGCAGCUCCCAGUCCAGGGGAUACUCAAAGCUGGAGCGAGGCAGCCGGGCUCCCCGCGGCACUGCUUGCCUGGGUCGGCGCUCUCUCUCCGUCCUCCCCAGCUCUCUCCGCGCCCUCUCCUGACCCCGCCGAGCUCCCCGACUCCUCCAGACGCCGCACGGCUCCACACCUCCGCCCGCUGGGCCCUCCAGUUAGUGUUCCCGGCCCGCUCAGCGCCCUCCCCGCGCGCAGCCCCUAGCGGCGCGUCACUGCGAGGCCGGCCUCUGCGCGCCUCCCUCGUCCUCCUCCUCUCCGGCAAUACGCGAUCCAGCUCGGGGAGGCGGGGAAGCCGCCGGAGCGCGACUGCCGCGGCAGCCACCCUGCAGCCGCCGGUCGGAGGCGCGGUCCCUAGGCCCUAGAGCGCGGACGAGCCCCUAGGGUGUCGGCGCCUUGUCCGCAGAGCUGCCAGGCUCGUCCCUGCCCGGCGCGGGAGGCGCAGAGUGGUCUCCACGCCCAGCAUGGAGCCCAACACAGGGCUUGAACCUAUGACCCUGAGACCAAGACCUGAGCUGAGAUCAAGAGCCAGAUGCUUAACUGACUGAGCCACCCAGGUGCCCCAAGAAUAUUUAUUGCAUUCUUAUUUACAGAACAGAUUCAGGUACCACUUCCUGGUUCAUGGACUAUCAUCUUGUUGUCCUCAUAUGGCAGAAGGAGAGAAAGAGUUCUCUGAGGUCUAUUUUAUAAGGGCAUUAAUUCCAUUCAAGAGGGUUCUACCCUCAUGACCUAAUCACCUUAUAAAAUCCAGACCAUCUGAUACCUUCCCAUUGUUAGCAUUUCAACAUAAGAAUUUGGGCGGGGAGGGAUACAAACAUUUAGUCCUUAACAAGAGUUAAUCUUUUUAAGCAAGUGACAAUAAUUAUAUCCUUUGGAAUUUAGGAUGGGUAAAGAGAAACCAGGAGGAGGUCGAAGGAGAGUGAGAAAACAGUGGGUCAAUGCAUCAGAUUUCUUCUGCUGUCUAGAAUUAUCACUUUGAAUAUUUGACUAGGAUUAUUGGAAGGCUCAGAAAAUGAGUGACUGAGUGGGGUGGAGGCAGAGAUUCAUUAUUUUUGAUGAAUAAGUGACAGAAACAAGAGGCCAUGAGGUUGAAUGGUUUAUCCAUUUGAAUGAUGACAUACUGGAGAAGGAUGACCACUGUUGGUGUAGAGAGGAAGACUGUGUAUGUAUUGGGGGCCAAAGGCACUAAGUGAUAAAGAAUAAGCUAGAAGUCAGUAGAUAAAAGCAGUGCUUAUAAGAAAGUUUUAUGAGGUGCCACGAGCCUCAGUGGAGCCAAGUGUUUGCAGGAGAGAAGAAAGGUUCAGAUGUGGCCUUGCAAAGUCAAAAAUACACCUACCCCACAUCAUGGUCCUGGGGGAUUACAUUUUCUUGGUAGCAUAUCUAAAUCAUCAGGUUGUGAAUGUUAUCAAGAUAUCUGAGGUCAGCCUUUUCUGAGUUACUGUCAUCAAUAAUGAAUGCCCUAGAUGUUUAUAUGUGAAACAAAUUAGGUUCUAUUUAUGUAGCAUAACAGCUGCCAUUCAGCCAGAGGAAUGUCAAGGAAACUCUUCUAAACAAAAUCUUAGGAGGGAGGCCACAUAGCUGAGUAUAAUCCAAUUUUUUUACCUUGAUGGUAAAUACACUUCAAGUAUUAAAUGCAAACAGCAAGUUGAAUGGCCAUUCAAGAAAAACUGUGACCUUGAAAUUUCAAGGAACCCACCCAUGUGCUACUUACAUCACACUUAAAUCGAGCUCAUAAAGUUGAAGUGUCACAGUGUGAAAUAUAAAGUAGUGAUAUUACUAUUAUUAUAUAGCCUUAAGACUUGGAGACAAAAGGAUUUUAGUAUUGGACUGCAGGAGUCAAGUACAACCUCUUUGUUUUCCAUUUAACAAAGGAAACUGAGACUCAGGAAACAAGGUGAUUUCGGAGGCCUCAGCCUGUCUUUUCUCCUCAACACCACAUAAACAAAACUUUCCAUAAAUGACAUAGUCUUCUCAAUUCUUUGAUCUGAGAAGGUAGAGAGACUCCAGGACCUUGCUAAUCAAAUUAUAGCCCAUGAACUACAAGGACCAGGGCCAUCACCCAGGAGCUUGGGAGAAACACAGAAUCUUGAGCUUCACACCAGACCUAGUGCAUUUUAACAAGAUCUCAGGUGAUCAUAUUCACAUUAAAGUUUGAUAGACAUUAUUCCAGAGCAAGUCAGUAACUCCCAUCUGCUCCAAUCAGCAGAACCCCUGAUGCCUGGAGAGUUGAGGAGUCCCUUUGCAGACAGAAAGAAAAGAUACCAUCACUGACCAUUCCAAAUGUUGAAUGUGAUGAAACAACAGGAACAAAGUAUGCUGGGCAGUGGGAUGACACAGUUUCAAGAGCAGUACUGCCCUUUCCAGAAAGUGGAAAAAGGGAAAUUGCAAAAUAGAUAUCUCUGGUGAUCUUGAAAGAGCCUGUAUCAUGGAAUCGAUCUCUAUGAUGGGAAGCCCUAAGAACCUUAGCGAAACUUUUUUGCCUAAUGGCAUCAAUGGUAUCAAAGAUGCAAGGAAGGUCACCGUGGGUGUCAUUGGAAGUGGGGAUUUUGCCAAAUCGCUGACGAUUCGACUUAUUAGAUGUGGCUAUCAUGUGGUUAUAGGAAGUAGAAAUCCUAAAUUUGCUUCCGAAUUUUUUCCUCAUGUGGUAGAUGUCACUCAUCAUGAAGAUGCUCUGACAAAAACAAAUAUAAUAUUUAUUGCUAUACAUAGAGAACAUUACACCUCCCUGUGGGACCUGAGACAUCUGCUUGUGGGUAAAAUCCUGAUUGAUGUGAGCAAUAACAUGAGGAUAAACCAAUAUCCAGAAUCCAACGCUGAAUAUUUGGCUUCAUUAUUCCCAGAUUCCCUGAUUGUCAAAGGCUUUAAUGUUGUCUCAGCUUGGGCACUUCAGUUAGGACCUAAGGAUGCCAGCCGGCAGGUCUAUAUAUGCAGCAACAAUAUUCAAGCUCGACAACAGGUUAUUGAACUUGCCCGUCAGCUGAAUUUCAUUCCUGUUGACUUGGGAUCAUUAUCAUCAGCCAGGGAGAUUGAAAAUUUACCCCUGCGACUAUUUACUCUCUGGAGAGGGCCAGUGGUGGUAGCCAUAAGUCUAGCCACGUUUUUCUUUCUUUAUUCCUUUGUCAGAGAUGUGAUACACCCAUAUGCUAGAAACCAGCAGAGUGACUUUUACAAGAUUCCUAUUGAGAUUGUGAAUAAAACCUUGCCCAUAGUUGCCAUUACUUUGCUGUCCCUGGUAUACCUAGCAGGUCUCCUGGCAGCUGCGUAUCAGCUUUAUUACGGCACCAAAUAUAGGAAAUUUCCACCUUGGUUGGAGACCUGGUUACAGUGUAGAAAACAGCUUGGAUUACUAAGUUUUUUCUUCGCUUCGGUCCAUGUUGCCUACAGCCUCUGCUUACCAAUGAGAAGGUCAGAGAGAUACUUGUUUCUCAACAUGGCUUAUCAGCAGGUUCAUGCAAAUAUCGAGAACUCUUGGAACGAGGAAGAAGUUUGGAGGAUUGAAAUGUAUAUCUCCUUUGGCAUAAUGAGCCUUGGCUUACUCUCCCUCCUGGCAGUCACCUCUAUCCCUUCAGUGAGCAAUGCUUUAAACUGGAGGGAAUUCAGUUUUAUUCAGUCUACGCUUGGAUACGUUGCUCUGCUCAUAAGUACUUUCCAUGUUUUAAUUUAUGGAUGGAAACGAGCUUUUGAAGAAGAGUACUACAGGUUUUAUACACCACCAAACUUUGUUCUUGCUCUUGUUUUGCCCUCAGUUGUAAUUCUGGGUAAGAUCAUUUUACUCCUUCCAUGCAUAAGCCGAAAGCUAAAGAGAAUUAAAAAAGGUUGGGAAAAGAGCCAAUUUCUGGAAGAAGGUAUUGGAGGAGCAGUUCCUCAUCUCUCACCAGAGAGGGUUACAGUAAUGUGAUGAUAAAUGGUGCUCAUUGAUGCCAUAUAGAAUUCUGCUCAUGCCAUUAUUUUUAUGACUUCCUUUAUGUUCAUUUGCAAGUGCAUUGUCAAAUUGACGUGGGCUGAAAUCCUUACAGUAAGAUCUCAAUCAAAUUAGUGGCAGAACUUUCUUGAAAUUAAUUUUCACAGAGAUCAAUUUUGGCAAUAUGAAUUUUUGUGGUCAACUUAUAUGUUUUGUUUUACACAACCAAACACUCUUGUUAUUUUAAUAAACUGUAUUCCAUAAUCAGGCAAAAAUAUUUAUGGCGAAUAAUAUAGAUGUAACCUAAUGUUAAAAAAACUUUACAAACCAGCAGAAUUUUAAGUGUUAAUAUAAUUGAAUGGAUGCAUUUUUUUCCCUGAAGCUUACUUAAGGUUUUAAUUGUCAUCCAGCUUAAGAAAUAGAAACACAUAAUCAUACAUUAACUUUAAGAAAGGACAUAUGACAUUAGCAUCUAGGUAAGGGUGAAUGGUAACAUUCCUAUAUUUUUCUCAUAAGAUAGGGUUCGAAGAAUGUAAUUAAUUGUAUGAACCAGUGUGCUUUGUGAACAAACACAAAUUAAAAAAACAAAUUGAAUCUGACGUAUUUGAAAUGCAAAGGAGACAUGAAAUACAUACUGAUAAUAUGUACCUUAUGAAAGAUUUCAUUCCUUUUUACAGAGCAGUUUCAUUUGCAUAUUUAUAUGUUGAUUUGGGAGAAGACCGUGAUAUUUGGCUUCCAAAACUGAUUUUUUUUACUAUAGUACCAAUCCAGGGAAUCUUACAGUUGUUUCUAGUGACAGGGAGGGUAUUAAGUUUAUACACAAGGGGUUGUUUGUCAGCUGAUCUAUGUUGUUGUACAUUAUCCAGUCCCCACUCUUUCUAUGAUUUUACUGAUGUUCAUUGAGAGAUUAUAAUAUGCCAGGCACUGUUCUAAGCACUUUACACGUACUGUCCCAUCUAAUAUUUACAACUCCAUGACAGAGGUUGUUAUAUCCUCAUUUUACAUAGGAGAAAACAGAAGGACAGAAAAGCAAUUUGCCCAAGGUCACACAGUUAGUAAGAGCCAGAGCCAGCAUUUAAUAUGUAGGCAGUCAUAUUUCCGAGGCUACGGUUUUAACCACUAGGCUAAUGGCCCCUGCUCCAUCCUUAUGCAUUCAUUACCAUCAUGAUGCCAAUCUAGAUGCUUCCUCUUUUGUCAGUAAAGGCACUGACAUUCUUCACAGUGUGUUGUGGGUAUCAAAAAUAUAUGAAAAUAUUACAGUCAUAAAUUUAUUAUUGAUUGUGGGAUAAUCUACAGUUCCUCACCUUGCAAGAGGCUCUUGCUUGGGACCUGACCCUGGAGACCUAUGGCAGUCCAUAUGACCCUAUGCAGUGAGGGACUCCAGCAGGGUAGGACCAUAGCAGUUUUAACGAAUGGCUAAGGACCUGCAGAAUCUUAAAAGUCCCUAAAGAGUUGGUGAUCCCUUUUUUCUCUCCCUGAGAAGUCCUCCUGCCUGUUCAACCAUUCAUGAGGGAGCAGUUUGGAAGCAUGAAGGAUAUUAAGAAAAGUGGUUAAUUAUAAAUCUACUCUAGAGACAUAUAAUCAUACAAAUUAUUCAUAAAAAUUUUCAGUGCUGACACUCCACAUUAAAAUUGCAUUUUGUUCAAACUUUGAUUAGAAUGCCCUACAUUUUUUUCAUUUGUUCCUUCCUUAUUAAAAUAGAAAACUGCAGAUAAGAUACAAUUAUAUGCAUUAUGUAAUUAUAUAUCCUGAAAUUAUAACAUUUCUGAACUUAUACCCACUGAAGUACUACUGAAUGCAACUGCCAAAAUAAAAGGAGUUCUAUUUAGUGGAGGCUACCUUUCCCAUCAUUGGCUCUUUCCCUCCUACUGCACCCUGUCAAUUUGGUAAAUCACUCAUGAUUCUCUGGUGUUCUCUUCUUGGUGAAUUUUAGUAUCUUGUACUUCUUAAUUGAGCUCCCCCUUUUUAAAAUUUUAAUUCUAUUUUUUCCCUCUUGAUAAUCACUUCCUUGCUAGUUUUUAGUAGGAACUACCUUGGGUGAUAACUUUUAAAGGGAAACACCCAUACACUGUUGUAGCACACUAGUGAAAUUAAUAGCAUAUUUUCAACUUGUUCCUCAAGUUACCCUCUGUCAAGACCAGUGCUUUCACCAUUUAAUGUGAAAAUACAAUGAGACAUUUUUAAAAGCUAUAUGACUAUUGAAUUAUAUUGUUGCAUGUGUAUAUUAAGUAGCCAAUAAUAUAACACUAUUACAGAUAAAUGGGGCCUUUGAAAAUGUGAAAAAACAAACUUUAUGAAAAUGUAUAUAGUAUAUAACUUUUGUUUCAAAUGAUAAAUUCUUCUUUUUCAGUACUACAAAGAUGAAAUAAUUUUGAAGUUUUAGAAUAAAUGUAAUAUAUGCAUUCUAAUUCUAAUUCUAAAUGUUUAAAAACCUUUCUAAUACUGCAAAAAUAUUGACUUUUAAUUUAUUUAUUUAAUUGACUCUUAAUUGCUUUAUUUUACCAUUUUCUACCUGAUUUUUUUUUCUUAAUCAUUAUUUCUCAUAAUCACUUUUUUUUUUUAAUCAUUACUCUGGCCUCAGAAGUAGAACUGAAUUCUGCUCUUGCUAGAUGUGAGAAAGUGGCAGGAACUUGAAAGUAGUAGGGGUUUGUAUUUUGAGAAGUGCCCCUGAGAAAAUUAUAAGAAUGUAGAAAAUAUACCCAGUCUUAAUCCUAUGCAAAAAAACUAAGUAAGUUUUUUCUUAACAGGGAAGUAAUCACGAGCUGAAUCAUGCUACUUAGCUUUUGUGUGCAGAUUUCAUAUGUCUCCUCUAUGAAGAAUAUUUAAAAUCAUGUUUAAAUAAGAAUAUAUUCAUGCUAACAUAUAUAUUUUUCAAAGCACAUAUGGAAAUUUAGCCCAGAUUAUCUACAUAUAGAGAUUUUUAUUUAAAUUUUAAAAUAUUUUAAGGUAUGAAGAAAUUAUAUUUAUAGGUAUUUAUGAGAUAAUUAUUUUCUGCUACAUACAGUAUUGGCUAGUGAACUCCGUUUUAAUCUGAUUAAUUUCUUGUAAAUUAGCAUAAUCUUGACUUGAUUAAGGAAUUUUACUUUCAACAUUAAUUUGAUAAUAGCAAUUUAAGAUAUAUUCAUACUUUCAAAUUAUGAAAAUUACUUGUGUAAAAGGGCUUCAAGAAUAUCAUAUCUGAUUUUUGUAUUGUUUAUCUCUUACAUAAUAUGAUAAAAUUUUAAUUCUUUUUAAUUGCCUUUUGCCAUUAAACUAUUUCAUAAUAAAUUCUGUACAAAGAGUUUUUCCCCCAAAUAGAGGUUUAUUUGUGAAAUGUAAAGGUUUCUUAUGUGAUAUUUUAAAUAAAGUACCAUAAAUGUAACUCAUAAGUAUUUCUUUAGGAAUAUUAUAAACACUGAACCUGUGUCAGCCUAGAGAAUCUCUGUUUUGAAAUAAGUAUUCAAAUAGCCUAAAAUGUGGUGUUGAAAUUAUUUUGUGAAUUUUUGCCUAAAGCAUUGCUACAUGUGCUCAUGCCUUGAUCCGGUGUUAACAUUUCUAUCUGUGAUGUGUCAUCAUGAAAAUGAGAUGCUCUACCCUUAAUUGUUUAUAAGUGAGUAAAAAAAUAUUCUGGUGGAUAUUCAGUAUAUGUAAUUGCUCUAAAUGAACAUGUACUGAUUUUAGUGGAAACACAGUCUGUUCUUACCUUUGAACAGUGGAUUUUAUAGGAAUGAAUGGAUUCUUUAAUUUUUUUAAUGCAAGAAAAUUAUAAAGUGCUAAUAAUCACAGAUUCUGUCCAUAUGAUACCAAAAACAGUAUUUUGGUUAGUUCAGCCUAACACAUAAACAUACCGAGAUUUUUUUAACUUUCCAAAUCACUGGCUUUCUAUCAUGCAGUCAUGCACAAUUAGAGCAGACUAUACAUAUAGGACUCUCCCCAUGGCUGGACAGGCUAAAUUAAAUCACUAAGACAGGUGCUUUUUUAUGACUUCAAAUUGUCAACUUCAAUCUUAAUUCUCUUAAGAUUUUCCUUGAAGGUCUUUCAUAGCUUUGCAGACAUUCAGCCUACACAGGGCCUGGAAGUUGUCUCCCAAUGUCUGGUUACCCUACUUCUUUAAAAGCUGCUGUCCAUCACAUUACUCAACUGCCCUGGCAGUUGGGUGUAACAAUGAGACUGAGAGCUGGUCAGUGAGAUGAGGGGCACUGUGGUUGACUUCCUGGAAGUCUCUUCAAAGAAAAGCAGCACGUGUUCUUUAUCUUAUUCCUCCAUCUUGCUGCCGUAAUUGUGGAUACAAUAGGAGACCUGGCAAAAGUCUAAGAGGACCAAGGCCGCACCCUAAGGAAAGCCUAUUAGAAACUAAAAAGAUCUUGACAACUUCUACUUCACUAUUUGACUCCCUCUGCCUGUAUUUAACUCACUGUGCAUUUGGGUUUCUUUAUAUGAAGUCAGACUAAUCCAUUCUGGUGUUCUGUUCUUUGUCAUGAUUCUAUUUAACACUGAAUGAACUAGACUGCAAUAAUUCUUAUCUUUAAAAGUUUUUCAAGGAUAAUGUGCAAUUCAAAUUGGAAUUGAUUUUCCAUUGUUAAUUAAUGAUACUCAUUUUCUUGCCUUUGAUCUUUCAUUUGAUAUUUUGUAUCUGCUUGGAAAAUACUGUUUUCUUUAUAACUGUGUAAUAGCUAUUUGCUAAAACUCUGUAAUAGCCAAAAUAUCGCUAUCAAAUUACAUGCCAUUUUUUAUAUCAUUCUCAUAGAUCUGCCUUAUGAGCAUCUAAAUAAAAAGUAUUAUUUAAUGUG
Messenger RNA from Neofelis nebulosa (Clouded leopard), 8888 nucleotides. RefSeq names its product STEAP2 metalloreductase (gene STEAP2). Gene Ontology annotation, biological process: copper ion import. Gene Ontology annotation, molecular function: ferric-chelate reductase (NADPH) activity; cupric reductase (NADH) activity. The transcript is spliced from 6 exons. The coding region runs from base 2644 to 4116 and encodes 490 amino acids. Lineage: Eukaryota; Metazoa; Chordata; Mammalia; Carnivora; Felidae. The record is from RefSeq and is a predicted model, not a curated record. Gene Ontology annotation, cellular component: plasma membrane; endosome.